AUCAAACCCAUGUAGCCCUAUGACGGCAGCUCCUGGACAGCAAACCCUGUGCAUGUUGUUACGCUGGAAACGUACAUUUUCUGCGCAUUUUACCCGCCUGCGAAAUAAAAAAUAGGAAUAGGCGACUAUCUUAUAGUCAAGGUAAUUAAACGGGUAAUUGAUGCACACCGUUUCAUCAUCUCCUCCCUAAAUGACAGGAAGGCUUCAUAGACCAGAGGAAAACAUAUUGCCAAAUAUAUCUGCACCUCCUUUUAUCAAUUGAAUAAACAGCACCUGAUGGCAACCAGUGCCAAGAGACCAUCCCUGCAGGGUCCUGUCCCACCUCCUCGCAAGAAGACGACCCCCAAACCAGAGCUGACCGAGGAGCAAAAGCAGGAGAUCCGGGAGGCCUUUGAGCUGUUUGACACAGAUGGAUCUGGAUACAUCGAUGUCAAGGAGCUCAAGGUUGCAAUGAGAGCUCUGGGGUUUGAACCAAAGAAAGAGGAGAUCAAGAAGAUGAUUGGCGACGUGGAUAAGGACGGCACAGGGAAAAUCUCUUUCGCUGACUUCCUCUCUGUCAUGACACAGAAAAUGGCCGAGAAGGACUCCAAAGAGGAGAUCCUGAAAGCUUUCCGCCUGUUUGAUGACGACGAGACAGGCAAGAUCUCAUUCAAGAAUCUGAAAAGAGUCGCCAAAGAGCUGGGAGAGAACCUCACAGAUGAAGAGCUGCAGGAAAUGAUAGAUGAAGCGGACCGGGAUGGGGAUGGAGAAGUAAACCAGCAGGAGUUCCUGCGCAUAAUGAAGAAAACCUGCCUGUACUGAAGGAGAUGCAUGACAAUAUGUCUGUUCAUGUGGAGGGCUCCACUGGUGGUUUCACAUGUAAUGCUGCUCAUAUAUCUAAUUUACCUUUCCUUAAAUAUUGUGUUGUGCCAUUCACUUCCAUUUAUGAGUUAGAGGUUUAACUGUCACACAUACUGCACUGAAAUAAAGUUUGCAAGACUCGUGGUCGGAUAUCAAAAUAUCAUCCUUUGACUGACAUGAUAAUCUCCAUUGUAUUUCCCCAAAAACAAAAGAGAUAAAUCUCUUUCUUGCUUAUAAUGCUGCAUGUACUUUUAGGAAGAAUACAUUGGUUACAUCAAUAACAUGGAGGUUAUUCAUUGUCUUGAAAUCUCAGUGCCUAUGUCGAUAUGGUGACAAACAGUACAUUCCAAUGCUUUGAUUGAUAAUACAAUAUGGUCUUUAAGUUUGGUUUACACUCGGAAGUCCGGUGUUUCAUGUUUUAGCUCAUGUAACCGCCAAUGAUUGCAGAACGCCGGUUCACCUCAGUGAGAUAUAUAUAUACAUAUAUUUAUAUAAAAAAAUAUAUUUAUAAAUAUAAAGAUAUAUAUAUGUAUAUAAAAAGAGAGAAACAAGAUGUGGAUUUGUGCUUGGACCUCUAAAAAUGGGAGAUCCCACCAUCUUUAAAAUAUGAUUGAUUGUGUAUGUAUUUUUCUCAUAGAAUGAUUAUUUAUCUCUGUGUAUAACUACUGUACACAAUACUCUGUAUUCGUGAAUGUUUUGUAAGAUGCAUAGUGACUUUCAUGAGUACAUAAACAGCAUAUAAGUGUUUACAGUACAAAUUAAAUAUCUUGAAGCAG
Pseudoliparis swirei is the source of this 1616-nucleotide messenger RNA. RefSeq names its product centrin, EF-hand protein, 2 (gene cetn2). The transcript has 5 exons. Gene Ontology annotation, molecular function: calcium ion binding. Lineage: Eukaryota; Metazoa; Chordata; Actinopteri; Perciformes; Liparidae. The coding region runs from base 277 to 801 and encodes 174 amino acids. Gene Ontology annotation, biological process: mitotic cell cycle; centriole replication; nucleotide-excision repair. Gene Ontology annotation, cellular component: centriole; centrosome. The record is from RefSeq and is a predicted model, not a curated record.